AUGAGUGCCUUGUUAUUGGCCAUAAACAGGAUCAGCUCUCUGUUCAUGCCUUUGUCUUAUGAAAAGGUAAGAGGAUGACGGUUAGGACAUGUAGUAGUGAUUAAUGUUAGCAAUAAAUCUUGUAAGGUUAGGAUAGGAUAGAGGGUAGAGUAGGGCCUAAAGUAAAGCUAAGGUAAGGCUAGAGUAAGUUUAGAACAUGGGCUAAAACAAUGCUUGGGCAAGGACUAAAAAAGAGCUAGGAUAGGGGAAGGGUAGGUUUUAAAGUAAGUUAAUGUAAAGCUGAGACAGGGGCUAAAGUAGAGCUAGGAUAAAGCUAUGUAGGCUAAAAAAAGUUUAUGAUAAGACUAUGAAUCAAUCUUAAUUCUGUUACGGUAAAAAAGUUUAUAAUUUAAAAAAAUUUUAAUAUUUUGUAAAAUACGGCAUGGCAGCGACAGUUGAUUCGUUCUUUUGCUACUGUAGAUUUUUAGGUAUGGCGAGAGUACUUUGCAUGGGUAUUACUGUUUUACUUUGCUGUGCCAUUCUUUUUUUGCUUCCACCUAUUAGCAUCUCCAGUCUUUGUUUCAACUGAAUCUGUGGAUCACUUCUUCACUUACAAAGCCGUACUCACUGGAGCAUUCUUUGGGGUAGGUCAAGUUCUCAAUUUUGUGACAAACAUACUGUAUUUUUUAUUCAUUUUAUAAGUACUAACUUAAUGAGGAAAACACUCUUUUUUGUUGCAUAAAAGUACGAUUAGUAGCUAAAAAUUAAAAAUAUUGUAUUAUAAGCACAAAGCAACUGAUAAGGAGUUUGUAAACAAAAAACAGCUCAACAAGGUCACAAUAUUAUUCAAGUACGUCAAAAAUACUGUGAGCGUAUAUAUUAGUGGUAAAAAUAAUAAUCAAAGAUGACACAUAUGUCACGCUUUUUAAUUUUUAUGACGCAAAGAAUUUCAAAUUCAAACACAGAGUAUAUUUUAGUAUUUUAACUGUAAUUUCAAGCAAUAUACUGUGAAUUUCAAAAAAUUUUAAAAAAAUUAAGUUUUAAUUUUUAAAAUAUUUUAAAAAUUUACGUAGGGCCCAAUAUUUUUACACAAUAUAGAUAUACUAUUUGCGCUUAUGAGUACCGAUUUUCAAAAAAUUACAAAAAUUUUUACAAAAGUUACAACAGUUUCUUUGAGCGCAUUCUUAUCAUACCAUUAACUUCUUUGGGACAUAAUGGUCGCUUAUGUACCAUUUUUUCUUACUUUUUUCCGAUACGAUAAUUUGGAAAAAUUCGAUUUUUCAUAUAGUUUUAUUUGUCUUUAUCUUUCUUUCCUCUUUCCACGCUAUGUCUUACCAUAACUACAGUAUGCUGGUACCGUAAAACCUGAAGCCUCAACCCACGCUGCGAAGCCAUUUUUUCAAAAAUUUGAAUUCGAGAUCGGAGGGAGGCUGGCUGUGAGUGGGGUUUCGAAGCGAAGGAAAAGGCCGUUACAGUCAGCUGACUGUCGACCGUCUCUCACUUCGCCUUCGCUCUCUCCGCCCGUUGAGGAGACGGCUGCGGCGUCGGAGAGAAAACGAAGCUUUCUGAGCGAAGCGUUGUUAUAA
Messenger RNA from Bursaphelenchus okinawaensis, 1565 nucleotides. NCBI's taxonomy places the organism in Eukaryota, Metazoa, Nematoda, Chromadorea, Rhabditida, Aphelenchoididae. The record is from the annotation of a GenBank genome assembly.